This is a messenger RNA of Strongylus vulgaris, 225 nucleotides long. The record is from the annotation of a GenBank genome assembly. NCBI's taxonomy places the organism in Eukaryota, Metazoa, Nematoda, Chromadorea, Rhabditida, Strongylidae.
UUGCGAUUCAGGCGAGAGGAGAAAAAAAUUCUGUCACCGUUGGAGGAGGAGCGAAGUCGUAUAGGAAGGCGUCACAAUGGAGGAGUUCUGACCACUUGUUUGGCCCGUCGAGAAGGACCCAAAGAAGGAUCCAACUUGCUCCAAAAGACUGAGAGCCUGAAGUGCCCCGAUGCCUCGAACAAGGAACUUGGAACGUUUUUCGAAAGCCAUCAAGGAUCUGCUUGA